Molecule: messenger RNA, 4473 nt
Organism: Amyelois transitella
Lineage: Eukaryota; Metazoa; Arthropoda; Insecta; Lepidoptera; Pyralidae
Gene: slif
Product: cationic amino acid transporter 2
Exons: 11
Coding region: 182-2056 (624 amino acids)
Biological process (GO): amino acid transport; transmembrane transport
Cellular component (GO): plasma membrane
Molecular function (GO): amino acid transmembrane transporter activity
Source: RefSeq, a predicted model, not a curated record
UUGUUUGUUUUUUUUUUGUUUAUAUUUUGUGUUAUGGCAUGACGGAUAUAAAGUUCUAAUUUUAAGACCAGUUUUAUAACUUUUCGGUGUAUAUUUUUGAUAGAAAAUUUUUAAAUACCUACUUACAUCUGUGGAUUUGUGUUGAAAAUAACUUAACUGAUUUGGGAGAAAAAAGAAAAAAAUGGGUUGUUCACGAAUACUGUCAGUGCUGCGGCGCUGCAAAAGUCUGGACAGCGACUCCACCGCCACCCCCUUGGCCAGAUGCCUGGGUCUCAUCGAUUUGACGGGCCUGGGGAUCGGCAGCACCCUGGGUCUGGGAGUGUAUGUCCUGGCAGGCUCGGUCGCCAAGAAGGAGGCGGGUCCAGCGGUCACGAUCAGUUUCUUGGUAGCAGCUAUAGCUUCAGCGUUUGCUGGCGUAUGCUACGCCGAAUUCGCGUCUCGCGUACCCAAGGCGGGCUCCGCUUACGUCUACAGCUACGUCAGUGUGGGGGAGUUCAUUGCCUUCACCAUCGGCUGGAACCUAGUGCUGGAGUACGUCAUCGGCACGGCCAGUGUCGCCAAGGGCAUGGCCAACUAUAUCGACAGCCUCUGCAAUAAUACCAUCAGAGACGCCAUGUUGGAAGCCGCGCCAAUGAACAUCUCUUUCAUGGCGAAGUAUCCCGAUUUCUUCGCGUUCAGUCUCGUCAUGUUGAUAACGAUAUUACUGGCGUUCGGCGUGAGAGAGUCCACAAAACUGAACAACGUGUUUACCGUUCUCAAUCUAGUGACAGUCGCCAUUGUCAUUGUCGCCGGUGCCUUAAAAAGUGACCCGGCCAACUGGCGGAUUCCCGUGUCAGACAUCCCACCGGAAUACCAAGAUAAAGCUGGCUCCGGGGGUUUCAUGCCAUUCGGCAUGGCCGGCGUCAUGGCCGGCGCCGCCAAAUGCUUCUUCGGCUUCGUGGGGUUUGACUGCGUGGCCACCACCGGCGAGGAAGCCAAGAAUCCAAAAAGAGACAUACCAUUGUCCAUCGUUUUCUCCUUAGUCGUCAUAUUCGUGUCCUACUUCAGUAUUGCUACGGUUCUGACCAUGAUGUGGCCGUAUUAUUUGCAGGAUGCCGACGCCCCUUUCCCCUACGUGUUCGCUCAAACCGGACUGCCCGCCAUCAAGUGGAUUGUGACCAUCGGCGCGGUGUUUGCUCUGUGCACCAGCCUCCUGGGCGCCAUGUUCCCGCUACCCAGGGUCCUGUACGCGAUGGGAACGGACGGGCUGCUGUUCAGACCACUGGCGACUAUACACAAGUGGACGAAGACACCGAUGCUGGCGACGAUACUUAGCGGACUUUUCGCUGCGACAAUGGCGGCGGUGUUCGACCUGGACCAGCUCAUAGACAUGAUGUCCAUCGGAACCCUGCUGGCUUACACCAUCGUGGCGACCAGCGUACUUAUACUCAGAUACGAAGACACAGACGACUCGAUGCGCAGCCUGCAAGCCAGCAAGCCGGUCUCGGAGACUCCGUACUCCAUCGCCAAGCAGACCUUCAACCUGUUGGGGCUCAAGAGACCCAAUCUACUUUCUGCUACUAUUGCCAAAAUCACCAUUUUACUAUUGUUUAUCCUGGCGCUAGUGACGUGCGUGCUGGCCCGGUUCGAGGCGGGCGGCGCGGCGCGCGACACGGCGCUGGGCGCGCUGGGCGCCGCGCUGCUGGCGCUGCUGCUCGUGCUCUACCGACAGCCCCGGCAUGACGUCAAACAGCUCAGCUUCUCUGUCCCGCUGAUUCCCCUGGUUCCUUACCUCAGUGUGUGCAUGAAUCUAUACCUGAUGGUGCAGCUGGACCACCAGACCUGGAUCCGGUUCAUCGUGUGGCUGGCCAUAGGUUACCUGAUAUACUUCUGCUACGGUGUACGUCACAGCUCACUCAACAUUACUGAGAUCCCGACCACACUUGAUGGAAAAACAGGCAUCAAUGGAAUUAUCCAGGAGAAGCCCACAAAAACAGCCAACGGUAUGCAACAUGACAAUGGGAAAGACAUCAAAGACGUUCAGAAAGAAAAACAUCACAUGACUACCAAGUUUUAGUAUUAUAAUGACUUAUGUAAAAAAAAUAUUACAGUGAAAAAUAAUUCUAGGGACAAUAUAGAUAGAGUUAGUUUUGUGACUUGUGACACUAUAUUGGGUGAAAGGUUGUAUAUUAAAAGUAGAGUGACACUUCAUAGCAUAAAUAAUAAAUUUACAUGAGAAAUUGACAUUCCAAACUAACUUUUGAAUAGAAAAUGAAAUCGCAAUGAAAAUUUCAUCCAUAAUUUUUGUAAUAGGUAGGUAUAUUUUUAAAUUAAUAAUUUCUUUGCCUGUUUUUUUUUGUUAUAUGUAUGUAUAAAUGUAUUGUAUUGUAUGUGACAAGUAUGUGCAAUGUAGAUAAUUAUAAUAUGUAAUGCCGAAAUUAUAUAAUUGUAGACAAGUGUAGAAUAGUUUUGAAACUUGCCCAAUGUUAUACUAACUGACAAUUCUAGACUAAGUAUGUUUAAAAUUUAAGUAAAGUUUUAUAUGUUUUAGUUUAGUUUAUAAUUAAUUAAUUUUCAGCAAUUUUCUUAUUGACAAAAUAUUAUAGUCGUCAAUAAAAAAUAUUUACUUGUUUCGUCGAUUUCGAGAAAGUAUCUAACUUAAUUUAAAAAUAGACUCCCAGUUUUUGUAGCUUCGACAUGUUUAAGAGAAAUCUAUUUAUAUAUUAAUCUAUUGUUAUUGUCUUUAUUAGAACUUUAAUAUUCUAUAGUUGUAACAGUAAUUUAAAUUUUUAAGCGAUAUUGUGCAAUAUAGCGGGGCGAGAUUGAGAAGUAAAAGCCAACUACGGGAUAACAACUUUACUUCGGUAACUUAUAAAAAGAAAUACAGAACUCGCUCGCUAAUAAGAAGUGCAUACCGCACCGGUCCGCGCGUUGUUUAAAGACUGACUUGUUCAAUGAGGCGCACGGGCGGUCCUCUGCGCGGGCGCUGGGAACGGCGUGGUAUGGACGAGGGGGGUGGAGGGUGACGCGAUGUCUCCCCGGAAGGGCCUACAAUGUUGCCCGCUAUAGCAACCAGUUUUACUACAAGCGAAUCACGCGUCUCAACCGCUGUUGGUUCGUACGAUUCGCUCGCUCGCUGAAACUUAGCAUUGUCAAUCGUCGUUAUGCCUAGGAUAAGUCCUUACAGCACAUUAGGUCUUAUAACCGAGGGUACCUAGUUAACACAUUUCCAAUUAUUAAUUCUAACCGCAAGUCUCAUGAUGGGAAUUUUCGCCGUAGUGAACUAUGCGUAGUCUGACCUUUUUGAUAUAAAAUUGUGCCCUCCAAUACCGGAAAGAUCUAAAAGCAUUGUAUUAUUUGAUAGAACAUUCCAUUUAUGUGUGAUUUGAAGACAAUUACGUAGAAUUUAAUAAGAGAAACAGAGAUUUUAUUAUUUAUUCUUUAUUUAGGCAAGUCUAGCCACAUCUAACAGCCUAGUUAUUUAUUUUAUCGACAAACUUGUAAAUAAUAAACAAAUUUGAAUGUUUUAUAUUAUAUUUUUAUAGUUUUUAGCCAUCAACCAGUGAGAAAAAUUCUUUGUAGAAACAUGACGUGUGUCAAAGCUUUUUUGAUUUUUUGUCCAGAAAAAAUUCCGAUAAUUGGGAAAACUUACCCAAUAAUCAAAUUACCCUAACAUGUGCUAUGAAACCACUUUCUUUAAAUCUUUUAUUCACAUAAUGUAAUAACACAGGAUUACUACAGUUUUUUCUAUUAUUCAAAGUAAGUCUUUGUUCUACUCACUUGAGUUAUUAAACCCUAACAUAAAAUAGGAAAUGAAAUCCUUUAAACUGUUAUUUUAUUACAGUUACAGGCAAAAACUUAAAGCAAUGCACGCUGUACGGAAACGUUUAAUUAACUUGCAGAUCGAGAUAACAGGAGGACCCAAGGUUCCCCCUCAAAGGUCACAACUGGGUCUAACGCCCGGAUAAUGUGUGUGAAAAGGGCCGGUUAUCUGUUCAUUUGGUCCAAUAUGGGUUGGGUUCCUCUGCAAAGAUUGCGGUUUAAAAUGGAGAAGGUUUGUGUUAAAACCUGAUUUAUUCAAUCCAGGGUCAAAAAACCACCACGGGCUCGUCUCCAGGGGAUGUAGCCGUGAUAAACUCAAGUGCCUAAGCACUUAUCAGUGCAUUGGUCUGAAGUGCUGAAGCUCUGAUCAGCGCUCGCCUUACUUGCCCUAAUUUCAUUUUAUUUUGAGUAUUAAAUGUAUUACUAUAAGAUUGGAAAUUCUCUUUUCUCUAAAAAUUGAUUUCCCGCGGGCAGAUGAGGGUUCGGCAGCUUAAACCUUACCGCCAAAAGGAAGAUGUUAGAUUUGGCUAGCAUUUGUCAGUAUUGUGAUAUUUGAUCGUGAUUGUGUAACAUAAUGUACUUAAGCGUAGUCUAAGCAAUAACAAACUGUGAUGCGACGGUAUGUCGAUGCCUUGUAAUAAAUUUGAUGAUGACAUUAAUUAUUUUUAUUUA